Messenger RNA from Symbiodinium pilosum, 885 nucleotides. Lineage: Eukaryota; Dinophyceae; Suessiales; Symbiodiniaceae. The record is from the annotation of a GenBank genome assembly.
GCCCUGGUGGAAAAUUGCUUUGGGCCAAGCGAGAUGCCAGAGGCAGCACUUGUGUUCGAUCGUCGAGGACAGCAAGGGACGAUCGAGAAUGCAAUUCCUUAUGCUCGUGGCCUUGCAAUGAGGGAAUGGAUUCUUGCAAACAUGGUGCGCCCCAGUGCCGUCUUCCUGGUGGAUGUUGACGGGUAUGCUCAAAAGUACAGGAGUCUACAAGAUGCUGCCCGUCGAGUUGCGGUGCCCAUGUUUCCUUCAGAGAUUGUCAAUGAUGCCUUGUAUUUAGGGCCGAUGGAGGCAGCGACGUCUGAGGCCGUUCUGCACGGAUUGGCGAUCACGCAUGUGGUAAGUGUGAUCGAUCAAACCGUGAUCCUGCCGGAGACUGCAAACGUGAAGCAGCUCAGCCUGCACAUUGAGGACUGCCCUGGCGCUGACCUUGAUGCAGUGCUCGUUGAGGCACUGCCCUGGAUGGCCGCAGCUUACGCGGAAGUUCGCGGUGCGCGGGUGCUGGUGCACUGUGCGCAAGGGCGGUCGCGAUCCGCGAGUUUGGUGUUUGCGUGGUUGAUGUGUGUGCAACGGGCGCGACAGGCGCAGGAAGCAGAAAAAGAGGAGGCUGUCGAUUCUACAGCCUUGCUGGGAGCAACCAUGAAGUUUGUCAAGCAGCUGCGCUCUUCCAUCCAACCGAACCAAGGGUUCAUGAGGGCACUAGAAAGGCUUUUUGAUGGCAGUGACCGGUUUCAGUCCUUGUGGCCGGCUUUGCGGGCCAUCUUCCAGGCUCCGGGCGGAGAGCGGCAGCACACUGGUCAGACGACCGCAGAUGGGGUGAGUGCUGCGCAGGCCGCCACCGUCCAAGCGAGCUCGGGUGCGCUUUUCGCAGCGGCACUGGGCGCACCG